UUGAAGCUGUUGGGCGCACCUCUCCCUCUCAUCAGAGGCUCUUUUGGUUCAUUGUCAGUUGAGCCGCAGCCCCAAGGUUUCCAAAUCUGCGAGUGAAGAAGGACAACCCUGUCUAGCUACAGUACCGGUAGCUAGUAGAGCCACUUACUUCAUGUAGUUUCUAUGAGCAUUGUAAGAAUAGAUCGCCACAAUGGCGGACUCGGAAGGGAUCAAAGACAGCAACGUCAAUUCGGAGGAAGAGCCGGACAAUCCAGUUUCUGACAAGAACAAACAGUCGGGUAGGGGCGACAGUGUUCGAAUCUCGAUUCGAGCCUUUCAAAGUUUCCUGCAUACCAAUGGUCAGGCAGCGGCCAUUCAACAUGCCUUUCAUGAACUGGAUCUACAAAAAACUGGGCGAUUGGACAGGUCGGAUCUGACAGCCUUUAUGGAAGAAGCAUGUGCCUUGGUCAAGCUCGAGCUAGAUCACAAGAUUGUCCAAGAUGCCGUGGAAGCCCUGUUGGAAGAUGUGGGCGCGGAAGAGCAAAACUACAUGACCUUGGAGCAGUUCGAGGAACUCUUUCGCCGUCAUCCAGACUUGUUGGCUUGCUUUGAAGAAGAAGGAUCCGUGGCCAUUCGUCAGUCUGCAUUGAAGGCACCGGUGGGAAGCGACAAGUUGACUGCGGAAGAUUUCCAGUUGGAAGAGGUAGAAAACGAGCAAGUUUGGGUUCAUGCUCACACAAGAUGGAAGUCCCAGAAACUCGAAUACCUUUGGUUCAUCGUUUACAUGUGUGCCAACAUUAUCGCUUUCACCUACAAAGCAUCCGUGUACAGCAACCGAGACGACGCCUUGGCGGUCUUCGGCACCUGCAUCAUUGUGGCACGUGGGAGUGCCAACUGCUUGAAUCUGAACUGUGCCUUGAUCUUGCUGCCCCUUUGUCGUCAUGCCUUGACAAGGUUACGACAUGUCCCAAAUCUUUCAUUCUAUUUCCCCUUUGACGCCGUCUUGGAAUAUCACAUUGUCAUUGGAAUGGCGAUUGCUGUCUUUGCAACGUCGCACAUCUGCGCACACAUCUGCGACUUUUAUCGAUUUGCCCGUGCCGAUGAAACCGAUAUUUUUACCUUGUUUGGCAACAAGCUCGGGGAUGAAAUCCCAGAGGGUAUCGGAGCACGAUGGGCCCUGAUGCUGCAACAACCCGCGGGAAUCACCGGAUUGAUCAUGACAUCCUGUCUGCUAGUGGCCUAUCCCAUGACGCAAAUUCGACGAAAGCAUUUCAAUGUCUUUUGGGGUACACAUCACUUGCUGUUGGUAAUGUUGGUCGCCCUGUGCUGUCAUGGUAUUGGAAAUCUAUUGGAGCCAUUUCAAUCAGUAUACUGGGUCAUUGGCCCUCUGUUGCUCUACAUCAUCCCUCGCGUGUGGAGAGAAACGCCCUUGUCCACUGUGGAGGUUUUGGAUGUAUCCCUCAAAAAGGGCAACGUCAUUGGACUCAAGCUGGAACGUCCUACAUCCUGGGACCCGCUCAUCAAAGCGGGCAUGUACGCGUUUUUGAACAUUCCCAAGGUAUCCCGUGUGGAAUGGCAUCCAUUCACUCUGACAUCGGCUCCUGGCGAUGAUUACAUUGAAUUUCAUUUUGCCAAAGUGGGGGAUUGGACCGGUGCGGUGCAUGAUUUGCUGGGAGAUUUGUGUCGUAACAACAACAACCAGGACGAAGCACCCGACGCUACCGAAGCACACGCCAAUCCGCAAGCCAUUCGGGACUUGGUCGUCCGAGUCGAGGGUCCCAUGGGUGCUUCGACGCAAGGAUUCAAAGACUAUCCCGUGGUCGUUUUGAUUGGUGCCGGCAUUGGAAUUACUCCCAUGAUUUCUGUGCUGCGUGAGUUGUUGAGGGACCACGGGAAGAUGAAACGAACCUUUUUCUAUUGGACCACCCGAGAUCAGAAUAGCUUUGAAUGGUUUACUCAAAUCAUGGACGACAUUUUCGAGGCCGACCCCGAGAACCGCAUUCAGAUUCGUCACUUUUUGACCUCGAUGAAACAAGAUGAUCGCGACUUGGGAGCGGUGUUGUUCCAUCAUGCCACUCGUGCUCGUCAUCAUGAGACCAAUUUUGACCUUAUUCUGGGCCAACACACGCAUCAUCAGGUCGAAGUGGGUCGGCCGAACUGGAAAGAAGAGCUCGAAUCGGUCAAGGUUGCGAGCAAAGAAAUCAACUGCAACGAUUGUGGGAUCUAUUUGUGCGGCCCCGAACGCAUGGCGGAUUCCGUGGCCGAUGUAAGCUUUGACUUGUCCAAGAAGGAUCCUGAUUUCCACUUUUACUUUACCAAGGAGACCUUUUAAAAGAAUGACAUUAAUAUUGUGUGCUAUGCUGUUAUUCACUGCCUACCUCCCAUACCGUACCGUAGCACCCAACACCAACUACGUAGUAGAAAACUGUAUUUUUGC
Molecule: messenger RNA, 2416 nt
Organism: Seminavis robusta
Lineage: Eukaryota; Bacillariophyta; Bacillariophyceae; Naviculales; Naviculaceae
Source: the annotation of a GenBank genome assembly